CUGCGCCCGCGGCGGGCGCGCACACUCCGCAGCGCCGCGGCUCCGCGCUGCACCGCCGGUAUAAGGAAAUGCUAGAUCUAGUGAUAUCACCCAGCCUGACUGUAAAUAGAGAGUGCCCUGACAGACUGAAGCUUAACCUUUCUCACAUUUAUGCCACGGCUCCAGAUGACAUAGAAGGCAGCAGCAAAGCAGCACCGCAGUGUCCUCUCCAUCUGUACACCACAAAACAUUAUCCCCACAUAGUGACAGUCCCGUCCUUCCCCACGAUGGCAGCCUAUGGACAGGCUCAGUACAGCACGGGAAUCCAGCAGGCUGCUGCCUACACUGCCUAUCCCCCUCCAGGGCAGCCCUACGGAAUCCCCUCCUACAGCAUUAAGACCGAGGACAGCCUGAGCCACUCUCCAGGGCAGAGCGGCUUCCUCAGCUACGGCUCCGGCUUCAGCGCGCCCGCAGCGGGGCAGGCGCCCUACACCUACCAGAUGCACGGCACAACAGGGAUUUACCAGGGAGCCAACGGCCUGACAAAUUCUGCAGGAUUCAGUGCUGUGCAUCAGGAAUACUCCUCGUACCCCAGCUUCCCUCAGAGCCAGUACUCUCAGUAUUACAGCUCGUCCUACAACUCCCCGUACGUGUCUGCCAACAGCAUCAGCCCCUCGGCCAUCCCCACCUCCACCUACUCCCUGCAGGAGUCCUCCCACAACAUCACCAGCCAGAGCACAGAAUCUCUCUCUGGGGAAUAUUCAACAACACCAGCAAAGGAUGUAGAGACAGACAGACAUCACAGAGGGUCGGAUGGCAAGGUACGAGCCCGGUCAAAAAGAAGCAACGAUCCUUCCCCUACUGCUGACAGUGAGAUUGAGCGUGUGUUUGUGUGGGAUUUGGAUGAGACGAUAAUUAUUUUUCACUCCUUACUCACGGGAACCUUUGCAUCCAGAUAUGGGAAGGACACCACAACCUCUGUGAGGAUAGGUCUCAUGAUGGAAGAAAUGAUCUUCAACCUUGCAGAUACACAUCUGUUCUUCAAUGACCUGGAGGACUGUGACCAGAUCCAUAUAGAUGAUGUCUCAUCAGAUGAUAAUGGUCAGGAUCUAAGCACGUACAACUUCUCUGCAGAUGGCUUCCACAGCUCCAGUGCCAGCGCCAGCCUGUGCCUGGGCUCGGGCGUGCACGGCGGCGUGGACUGGAUGCGGAAAUUGGCGUUCCGCUACCGCCGGGUCAAAGAGAUGUACAACACCUACAAGAACAAUGUGGGGGGUUUGAUAGGAGCUCCUAAGAGGGAGACCUGGCUGCAGCUGAGAGCAGAGCUGGAGGCUCUGACUGAUCUCUGGCUCACCCAUGCUCUGAAGGCCCUGAAUUUGAUACAUUCCAGGCCCAACUGUGUGAAUGUGUUGGUCACCACAACUCAGCUGAUACCAGCUCUGGCUAAAGUGCUUCUCUAUGGGCUGGGCACUGUCUUCCCCAUUGAAAACAUUUACAGUGCAACAAAAACAGGGAAAGAGAGCUGUUUUGAAAGAAUAAUGCAGAGGUUUGGAAGGAAAGCUGUGUACAUUGUAAUAGGAGAUGGUGUUGAAGAGGAACAGGGAGCAAAAAAGCACAACAUGCCCUUCUGGAGGAUCUCCUGUCACGCUGACCUGGAAGCUCUUCGGCACGCCUUGGAACUUGAAUAUUUGUAGCAGACCCCAACAUCUGACACUGGGAGGGCUUCACUCAGACUCUGACAUCGGUUCCAGCUAUUCCUCAAUUUUUUUUAGUAAGAAAAAAAAUCCCACAGCAACUGCAGUUUUUCUUUUUUUUGAAGGAGAACCCUUUGAGUGGAAGCCUUUAAGAACUUGCAGCCAAAGAAUAUUUCCUCCUUGCUUUGGACAGAGGAAAAUGCUCCUGUUCAGUCACUGGGAUGCUGCAGUUGCUGGCUGAGGUGGAGGCACAGAGCUCCAAUGGCCUUUUUGCCAUCAGCAAGGCAAAUGCUACAAGUCUGGGUCUCCCUGUCAGCAUCCUUGGUUUUCAGAGGGGAAGAGGACACAGCAAGGAGUCUCUGCACAAUCCAUCACAUCACACAGGACCUUCUGAAAAUAGGAGUGAAACUGUUGAUUUCUUUUUUUUUUUUUUGGUUGUUUUGUUUCUUUUUUUUUUUUUGUAUUUUUUUAAUUUAUGAACUAAUCUCAUUACUCUGGUAUUAAGCUCUGUACCUGUUUUUCAUCUGGCUUUUGGGGGUUGGGAGGGGUGGGGAAAGUCUUACUGUUCUAAAUUAAUAGUUCAUUUCUCCAGAACAAACUCUGGGGAGAAUCAUAUUGUGUACAUGAGUAGAAAGGACACCUGGUACUGCUGGUAAGAACUGUGGCUGUGGUUUUGAACCUCACCAAGAGGGUACAUGGACUGUGCCUGUGCCUACACGGUGCCUUAUGCUGCCUUCUUGGGGCUGAGGAGGGGGGAAAGUACCUUGUGAUGAGUGAAAGGCAUUAAAUAAACACAUGUUUACAUUUUGGGGGACUGGAGUACCUGCCUUCUCUCCCAGCACUCUUGGAUCUAAAGGUAGCAGGUGGCAUGUGUGCUCCAUGUUUCAAGGCUGGCCUGGUAUUGUUGCUGUCAAAAUAUUUAAAUUCUCUGGGCCUGGGUGGAUCCCUUAGUUUGAAAAUGGCUGAUUGUUCCUUGCUGUGGCACCA
Messenger RNA from Melospiza georgiana, 2660 nucleotides. RefSeq names its product EYA transcriptional coactivator and phosphatase 2 (gene EYA2). The transcript is spliced from 16 exons. Gene Ontology annotation, biological process: positive regulation of DNA repair; negative regulation of extrinsic apoptotic signaling pathway in absence of ligand; multicellular organism development. Gene Ontology annotation, molecular function: protein tyrosine phosphatase activity. The record is from RefSeq and is a predicted model, not a curated record. Bases 69 to 1673 code for a protein of 534 amino acids. NCBI's taxonomy places the organism in Eukaryota, Metazoa, Chordata, Aves, Passeriformes, Passerellidae. Gene Ontology annotation, cellular component: nucleus.